Leucoraja erinaceus (little skate) is the source of this 7842-nucleotide messenger RNA. It is a transcript of the gene cnksr2a, whose product is annotated as connector enhancer of kinase suppressor of Ras 2a. Gene Ontology annotation, biological process: regulation of signal transduction. Lineage: Eukaryota; Metazoa; Chordata; Chondrichthyes; Rajiformes; Rajidae. The transcript has 24 exons. The coding region runs from base 769 to 3987 and encodes 1072 amino acids. Gene Ontology annotation, cellular component: cytoplasm; membrane. Gene Ontology annotation, molecular function: protein binding. The record is from RefSeq and is a predicted model, not a curated record.
AAGAACAUCGCUAAUCAGCGUGUCCCAUUUGCAUGGGUUGCAUUGAACGCAUCGCUCAUGUUUAAUUGGGUUAGGACCGAAAGUAACCCGCUAUCCACCCCCACUCUCCCCCGUGAAACGCGGCAACUUUCGUGGCAAUUCCCUCCCCUGGUUCCAGCGGCGGCUCCGGUCCAUGCGGCGGCCCGGAGCGCGUGCCGUGCGGGAGAGUGAAGGGUGCAAGUGCGCGCGCGGGCCAGCGGAGAGCGCCGUCAGCCCGCCCUGCCGCUUGCAAGCUGGAGCAAAGAUACUCGAGCAGCUGGAGGCUUCGGUCAGAGGGAGCGAGUGAGUGAGAGCGGACGAGCGACCGGCAGCAGGAGCCGGAGCAAACUCGAGCUGCUGACUGACGGACGCUGCAUUCCACCACACUGCACUUGAUCGCAGUUGACACACGGACCUCGACCCGGCAGCUCCCUCCUCGCACCCCAGCAAGAAAUGCACUUUCAUCCUCUCGCAAUCCAAUGCAAUUAUUUUUACAAAAACCUGCAAGGAUUGUUUUGACGGUGAGAAUUAUUCGCAAGAAGCAAACUUGCAAGAGGAAGGCGAGAGCCUGACGGACGAGGGGGAGAGAGAAGCAACGCUUUGCAGGGAGAGGCGGCGGCUGACAGUGUGAGAGGAGGGUUUCACCUGCACGGGGACUGAGAGCAAGUGACAGAAGGCUCCGGACCACGUUGGCAGCGAGCCCCGCUUUACAUUGUCUCCGCUUGUCACCCCGGGAGGCGAAAGUUCCUCAUGGCUCUGAUCAUGGAACCGGUUAGUAAAUGGAUCCCGAGCCAAGUGGUGGACUGGAUGAAAGGCCUUGAUGAUUGCCUGCAGCAAUACAUUAAGAACUUUGAGAGAGAAAAAAUCAGCGGAGAUCAGCUGCUACGUAUCACUCACCAGGAACUAGAUGAGCUUGGUGUCACGCGUAUUGGCCAUCAGGAACUUAUCCUCGAGGCGGUAGACCUGCUGUGUGCUUUGAAUUAUGGGCUUGAAACGGAAAAUCUUAAAACACUAUCCCAUAAACUGAAUGCAUCUGCCAAAAAUCUUCAGAAUUUUAUAACUGGGCGGAGGAGAAGUGGACACUAUGAUGGAAGGUCCUCCAGGAGAUUGCCCAAUGAUUUCCUUACAUCAGUCGUGGAUCUUAUCGGCGCUGCUAAAAGUUUACUGGCAUGGUUAGACAGAUCUCCAUUUGCUGCAGUGACAGACUAUUCAGUUACCAGAAACAAUGUCAUUCAGCUCUGCCUGGAACUGACUACUAUUGUACAACAAGACUGCACAGUCUAUGAAACUGAAAACAAGAUUCUUCAUGUGUGCAAAACGCUGUCGGGGGUCUGUGACCACAUUAUCUCUCUCUCAUCUGAUCCACUGGUUUCACAGUCUGCUCAUUUGGAGGUCAUUCAGCUGACAAACAUUAAACCCAGUGAAGGAUUGGGCAUGUACAUCAAAUCAACAUAUGACGGUCUACAUGUCAUCACUGGAACUACUGAAAAUUCUCCUGCGGAUCGAUGCAAGAAAAUCCACGCUGGGGAUGAAGUGAUUCAAGUCAAUCAUCAAACUGUGGUAGGUUGGCAGUUGAAAAACCUGGUAAAUGCACUCCGGGAAGAUCCCAGUGGGGUCAUCUUAACCUUAAAGAAACGACCUCAGAGCAUGCUCACCUCCGCACCUGCUUUGCUUAAGAAUAUGAGAUGGAAACCUCUAGCACUGCAGCCAAUCAUUCCAAAAAGUCCAACUGGUAGUGUCGCCACGCCAACUGGUACUCUCAACACACCGACAAAACGAGACAGUUCUGCUCUGCAAGAUCUUUACAUUCCUCCUCCUCCAACAGAGCCAUACACUCCCAGAAGGCUGGGAGGUUCCAGUAUCUCUAGAAUUAACAGGGAUGAAAAAGGCAACCUUCCCAUAGAAGAGCCCAGCAGACAUAUUUUAGGCAAACCGGUGCAUAAGGGAUCAGAAUCUCCCAAUUCCUUCUUGGAUCAAGAAUAUCGAAAACGUUUCACCAUGAUUGAGGGGGACGCAAUGAUUCUCAGCUACGAUUACGACACAACCCGAUCAAGUAUUCCCGGCAGAAGAGAAAAUACCCUGACAUAUGGCAAACUAAGGCCUAUUUCCAUGCCGGUCGAAUACAGCUGGGUAGGAGAACACGAAGAUUCUAACAGACCCAAAAGGGAUGGGCGUAGAGUACUGAAGGAUUCACAGACUCACAAGUCUCAAUCUAGCAAUACCUACUCUCAUAAAAGCUCCCUAAUGAGGUAUAUGAGUGAUGAUAAGAUCCCCAUCAUUCAAGAGGAGUAUAUAGUUAAAAGAGACACGGGUAAAAGAUCCAGGAAGAAGAGUGACAAGCUCGGUAGUCCUAAUCAUCCCAUCAGCCAAUAUGGCCUGCCAACACCAGUACACCUCGAAGUUAUUCGACAGGAUUCCCUGAGUACACCUCUGCCAGAAACCAACACCAUCACUCUAUAUCACACAUUUCAGCAAUCCUUGGGACAGAAGUCCAAAAAAAGGAACAAAGAGAUGCUACCUGAGAUACUCCCGCAUUUUGUGUCCAUCCCAGGUACUUUGACAGCAAUGAGCAGAAGAAGAAUUUCUUGCAAGGAUCUGGGUCGUGGAGACUGUGAAGGGUGGUUAUGGAAAAAGAAGGACGCCAAGAGCUACUUCUCGCAGAAGUGGAAAAAGUACUGGGUUGUACUGAAAGACGUCUCACUAUACUGGUACAUGAACGAAGAAGAUGAGAAGGCUGAGGGAUUUAUCUGCCUGUCGGAGUUCAAAAUUGACAGAGCGAGUGAAUGUCGGAAGAAGUAUGCAUUCAAAGCAUGCCAUCCCAAGAUUAAAAGCUUUUACUUUGCAGCAGAUAACAUGGAUGACAUGAACAGGUGGCUGAGCAGACUCGGUUUGGCUACAGUGGGAUAUGCAGAAAAAGAGCAACGACUCAGACAAGAUCAAGAUUAUUGGAGUGAAAGUGAACAAGACGAGGCGGACACCCCAUCAACACCCAAGCAAGAAAGUCCACCACCUCCUUACGACACCUACCCUCGACCGCCUUCAGUGAACUGUGCCAGUCCAUAUCUUGAGCCUAAACAUAACAGACUGUCCUCAACGGAGACAUCUCAUUCUCACUCGUCCCAUGAGGAAUUCCGGCCGGAACCUGCAGCAAGUACGGAAUCACCUGCUCGUAAACCAGGGGCUUGGGAACGCCGGUCGUGGCAAGAUCUAAUAGAGACUCCACUGACCAGCUCAGGGCUGCACUAUCUCCAGACUCUUCCACUUGAGGAUUCUGUGUUUUGUGAAGCAGGCUUACCAACACCAGAACAUCGGAGACUGUCAACUUUGCCAGCCCAACGGUGCCAGAUCCAGGAUCACUAUGGACCAUUCCCUUUGGCAGAGGGUGAACGAUGGCCGGGGGUCAACCUUGGAGGGGGUAAACCACGCAGUUUCACACUACCUCGAGAUGGUGGGUUCAGUCAUUCCUGUCAGAGCUCCGCAAUCUGUCUCCCCGGAGCUCAGGCUGAACUGGUUCAGAAGCAAGAAAUCGAAGAGGAAAAGCCAGAGGAUAAAGAACCUGCGCCAGAGGAAACUGGGGACUCUUUGCAGGAUUUGUACAAGGCGCUGGAGAACGCCAGCGUGUCUCCUUUAGGAGAGCAUCGCCUUUCCACCAAACAGGAGUUCAAGAGGUCUUUCCAAAAGAGAUGUGACAACCCAGUCAUAAAUGAAAAAUUGCACAAGCUUAGAAUUCUAAAGAGCACAAUUAAGGCAAAAGAAGGAGAAGUCGCGAUUAUAGACAAGAUCCUAGACAAUCCUAGCUUGACAUCCAAAGAAUUCCAAGAAUGGAAACAAACCUACAUUGAUCUUUUCGUGGACAUCUGUCAGAACAAUGGAACCAAGGAAUCAGUAAACGAUGCAAGUGAACAAGCUGCACCUACCCCAACGCCCCCUUUGAUGCACACCCACUCUUACAUUGAAACCCAUGUUUAAAUAGUUUCUAGGCAGGCCUUGUAAUAAAUGUAAUAAUUUUCAACUGCUUAUUUCAUACCGGUGAGUAAUGAUGUAAGUAUCUUGUUUGUAUGGAAAUUCCAGUAUCAUUCAAAUGUUUGUCGGCUUUGAAUUUGAUUCUGGGGACUUGGGCACAUUUUUUAGUUUGUUUUUGGGGAUACAAUUAUUGGGAAUACAAUUUCCCUUCUUCUACUUGGAUGUUCUCAUAUCGCCAGGGGGUGUCGUGAAAACAAUUUUGUGUGAUUUUUAUUGCGGUGUAUCAGUAUGAAAAUGGCACUUUUGUUUUAAGAUGUCUUCCUCACUCAGAAUGAAAAGUAUACACUUUCAAAUGUAAUGAUAUAAUUAAGCAAGUACAACCAUUGAGCCCAGGAGGAAAUGGGGCUCGGAGAUUUUAUUUUAUUUGUUCCAUCAUGUUGCACUUGAUUAGCUGAACAAAUGUGUUGUCUAAUACGAGGAGAUGAAUAGAAACGGCUGUUGUUGUGGCUAUAUGCCUACCCCUUCCCCCAUCAACCACUUACAAUAUGUAGAGAAUGGGGGAUGUUUCCCUGUUUCUUCUCCAAUUGCCGCCAAAAUUAUGUUCCCCGCCCACAGUAAGGCCAAUUUUACUUCUGUUCACCUGGCUGGUCAAGGCAUCAGAUGUUAGAAAGUCAAAACACAGCCGUUCCAGCUCAGAUCCGGCCUCACUUCACAAAACCCACUGAAACAUGGAGAAGCUAAGGUGUAGGCAAAACCCUGACAGCUCUUACAAGGUUGUAGUGGGCAGGCAGUGCUGCUCCACCCACAUUGUCAACGGGUCAAACAAGAUGUGACUCAGAAAAAGGUGUCUUUUUUUUAACACAUUGGGCCAAGAGAAAGAGAGUGCUCUUCUGGGAGUUGAGAAAAAACAUGCUGCUCUUUUGUUUUUUGUGCUUUUCAAGGAUAGCGUUCCCACCCCUUAAUUCAACGGUGCUGACUAUCAGCGAUUCCUCACUCUCCCAAACUCAACAGCAUGCAUCAGGGCAGCUGCAGCCCACCGUCAGAAUGGAAAUGAAGCCUCUAUUUUACUUGGCGUUGUGCCAGUAACAGCGGGUGGUACAUCGCACUGGCUAACUGUGUUCCACACAUAGUAUGAUUGCCCAUUGCACAUCACAGUUUGCCCAGUGCUCUCGUGCUCCCUCUCACACUAGCCUGCACUUUACCCCACUGAUCUCCCAGCUCUUCACCCUUUGCCCAGUCCUCACUGCUUCCCACCAUUCCGUGCCCACACCCCAACAUGUGCAUUCCAUGCCCGCACCCCCACAUCUGCAUUCCUGCGCUGCCCGUUCACUGCUUGCACUUUGCCCAGUGCCCUCCUGCUCUCCAUACUCUUCCCAGCCUCCGACUUCUGUGAAAUUGGUCUUAUUCAAAUAAAUGUAGGAAUGCGCUUGAAAGAAUAAGCCUUGAAUAAAACUCUUUAAGCUGCAAUCAUCGCAAACCAAAUUCUGAUUGCAGAAAAAUGUGCAAUCCAUACUAAAUUACAUUUUUUUUGUUUUUGAAGCUCAACAUAAUACUUUACCGUACUUUUCAACGAUUUUGUAAAAUUCAGGCAAUACUGCAAAAAAUUGUAAUUAAUUCUGACUUUAGCGUAGUUUUGUUCAGAGAUACAGCGCAGAAACAGGCCCUAUGGCCCACCGAGUCCGCGCCGACCAGUGAUCACCGCACAUUAACACUAUCCUACACACACUAGGGACAAUUUUACACUUAAAUAAGCCAAUUAACCUACAAACCUCUACGUCUUUGGAGUGUGGGAGGAAACCGAAGAUCUCGGUAAAAACCCACGGGGAGAACGUACAAACUCCGUACAGGCAGCACCCGUAGUCGGGAUUGAACCCAGGUCUCUGGCGUUGUAAGGCAGCAACUCUACCGCUGCACCAUCCUAAUUGCCGAUUUCUACUCUAUUUGCAUCCCAUUCAUUCUGCUCUUUGGUGCAACUGACCCAAUCCACCUUCAAAACUAUCAUUUUAACAAAAUCUGUAAUUUCCUGGUGAUUGAAUAAUCAGGCUUUUAAUUGUAGCACAAUAUAAUUAUUGUCCAUGCUCAUCCAAGUCUCAUUUUUCUUUACAACAUAGCAAGACGUUGUUUGGUGCAUCAGGUGUAUACAUGAUUGUUCUCCGAGCUACUCAUUGUCCCAUUUCCCACUCUUUUCCCUGCAAUCUAUUCUAAUAUGCUCGACAAUUUCGUAGCCCCCUCCCCCUUGAUUCUUUGACUAACCACCUAUACUAGGGGAGAAUUUACAAUGGCCAUGUAGCCCACAAACCAGCAGGCAAAGGAAAGUGUACAAACCUUUACACAGACAACACCAGGGUCAGAAUCGAGCCUGGGGUCACCAGAUGUGCAGUAGCAGUACCAUCCCCAGCACUAAUAUGUGCCCCAUUCCAAGCCGACAAUAGCAACAUUACUAACCUGCAGCAGUGGUCAAGCUCAGCCCCUGAGACUGGGGAGUGCUGCAAGAAUGGUGACCUCCAUGUCUUCCCACCCCACUUCACUGAACUCUCAUUUUACCUGCAGUGUUAUGGAGAUGUGCUUAAUAAUCAGAGCAUGGUAACCACUUAGAAGUAGAUUAAACAUGGUUGAUUCAAGUGAGUACAUCAGCCAAAGUGGGGGGAAGGAGGGUGUUUUGUGGUGAAUAUUGUCAGAAAACUUAGGCGACAAUCUAACUCUGAAAACAAACUUGUACCUUCAUGCAGUACAUUACAACAAUAGUGAACAUUAUGGGGUUCUUAAAAUUAUGAACAAAUGUAGCUAAAUCCUGUCUUGCCUUUUUCAGCAAUGAUCUCAUUGCAAUGUAUUUGCAUUUAAAUAAGGAUGACAUUAUUUUACUGGCAUCUAAAGCCCAUAAAUCUCACUUGGGUUAGUCUGCAAGUUAUCAAGGUCAUUUGGUUGCAAUACCAUGGAUAUUGUGCAUCCCUUUUCAAAACUGGGUGAUUAAAAUUCCCCUUCUGUCUUUCUAGACUGCGCGAUUAUGCAUUUGUUAUGUUCAUUGCAUCUAUAAUUUUACACAGUAUUACCCUGGCUAAAAAUAGUGAAUUCAGUGGCUAAAAAUAAUGUCUUGCCUAAUUCAGAAUAUACACAAAACACUGUCUAGAGCAGCUUGAUAGUCAAAGGAUCGUUGUUGUAUAGAGUGUUGGAAGAAACUUCCUGCCACCCUGAGUAAAAUAUGAUCCAGAUGUAAUGACCAGAAUGGCCAUAGUAAUUGCUAAUGGUCAAUUGGUACAGAUGUUUAAAUGAUGCCAUUAAACGGUGUUGAGAUCAUUUCUUAGCAGCAUGUGGGAUAAUGCUUAGAUUGACCAGUGCAUGCUACAUUGAAGUCAAAUCAAAUUAUGAAAGACCAGAACUACAUGAACUGCUUCACAUUUAACUCAUUAGGUUUAUUGAAUAUUACAAAUACAGCUCGCCUACAGUGAAAUGAUUGUGUUGAACCUAUAUUGUAACUGCAGCUUGCUUUUCCUACUAUGACUAUGACUCUGGAGAAAAAAACGAAUUUAGUAUAAAUAGAUUAAAAUGAGGAUGCUAACAUGCUUUGCGUAAGGAACACAUUCUGCAUGAAGCCAUACUGCACUGCCAACUCUGCAAUUAAUUGUAUGAGGUGCAAGAUUUUGCAAACUGUCCAUUAAUUUUUUGUCUUAGUCUUCAUUGAGAUAGGAGUAGCAGAACUGCUGAAUGUGACUUUCAUAAGAUAUAUGAGGUACCACAUCAAGGCUCACAUUGCCUUAAGCUUGAAUUUUUCACGUUAUUAUUAAUUGCAGCUAAGAAAGAACAUGACAUGAAAUAGUUCCGUGUGAUAAUACUUGAUACUGUGUCACUCCAGCGGUGUUUAAG